Messenger RNA from Microthlaspi erraticum, 894 nucleotides. Lineage: Eukaryota; Viridiplantae; Streptophyta; Magnoliopsida; Brassicales; Brassicaceae. The record is from the annotation of a GenBank genome assembly.
AUGGCUCUUCUCUGUCCUUCUCUUCCAUCUUCAAACUGUCGUCUUUUCAGGUGUAGGAGCAGCAACAUUUCGAGCAAGUAUCAUGGAGAAUCAAAGGAGCUGACGAUUGCUCGUUCUGGCGUUUCUACGAGAUCGAUUUCUUCGGAGAAUGGGCUUUCUCGCAGGGAUUUGGUGCUAAUUGGUCUCUCUUCUCCGUUGUCUAUGCUCUUGCCAGUCACUGCUGUCACUCAUGCAGAAGAAGCAGUGAAAAUGGGUGCAGAAGAACUGAAAACGGGUUCAAUGGUGGAUGAGAUAAAUGCUUACUCUUAUGCUUACCCAUUGGAUCUUCCAUCAGAGAAGCUUGUCUUCAAAUGGGUCGAAUCAAGGAAGCCUGAACGUUACUCUUCAGCUGCACCACUCUCUCCUGAUGCGCGUCUACGGAUUGUUUCUGAGCGAGUUGACCUCAUCGACAACCUCGUCAUUUCUGUUUCGAUAGGUCCCCCAAGCUCAAGAUUCCUAACAUCAAAAGACAAGAAAACAUGGACAGCCAAAGACGUUGCUGACUCUGUUUUAUCUGAUAAAUCUGCAUUGCGUGUCACCUCAAGUCAGCGUCUAGAAGAGAGCUCGGUUCUUGAUGCACAUGCUACUGAUAUUGAUGGGGAGCCUUACUGGUAUUACGAGUACCUUGUCCGAAAAUCACCAACCAAAAUCGCUGAAGCAUCAAAGCUUUACAGACACUAUAUUUCUUCAACAGCUGAACGUGAUGGGUUCUUAUACACCAUAAAUGCCUCAACCCUUGGCAAGCAAUGGGACAUGAUGGGACCGGUGUUAGAAAGAACCGUUGAAUCCUUUAGGCUUCUUCCUCCUACUGAUAGUUAUGUUCCUCCAUACAAGGAUCCAUGGAGGUUUUGGUGA